AUGGCCCCAAUCCGCUACAAAUGCCCCGGUCUCAGAUUGGAUGAAGGUCUGGGGGCCCUGGCCGUCUGCGGCAGCGACGGACGCACCUACCGCAGCCUUUGCCAGCUGCGCGUCCAGAACCGGCAGUCCCGCCCGGGCUACCAGCUGCCCGUCGUCGCCGUCCAUAAGGGAAGCUGCGGAGAGGCAGUUACUGUGGACCCCAAUAGCCCGAGGAACAAAUUUAACUUUAUUGCUGACGUGGUUGAGAAAAUUGCUCCUGCUGUUGUCCACCUGGAACUCUUUCGCAGGGCGCCCUACACGAAGAAAGAGGUACUGGUCUCCAGUGGCUCAGGUUUCAUUGUAUCUGAGGAUGGGUUGAUUCUCACCAAUGCCCACGUUCUCACCAACAAGCCGAGGAUCAAAGUAGAGCUCAAAACGGGCCAACAACUGGAUGCCCAAAUCAAAGAUGUUGAUCAUAAACUGGACAUUGCUGUGAUCAAAAUAGACACCCAGGUAGCCCUUCCAGUGCUCCUGCUGGGCAGAUCCUCUGAUCUUCGGCCUGGGGAGUUUGUGGUGGCCCUGGGGAGUCCCUUCUCCUUGCAGAACACGGUGACCACAGGAAUCGUCAGCAGUACCCAAAGGGAUGGCAGGGAGCUUGGGAUGAAGGACUCCGACAUGGAAUAUAUCCAGACAGAUGCCAUUAUCAACUAUGGAAAUUCAGGAGGGCCAUUGGUGAACUUGGAUGGUGAAGUCAUUGGAAUGAAUACCCUGAAGGUUACAGCUGGCAUCUCCUUCGCCAUCCCCUCAGAUCGAAUCCGCCACUUUCUGGAAGAAUCUCACAACCGACAGGUGAAAGGUAGUAAGAUUACACCCAAGAAGUAUCUGGGACUCCGGAUGGUACCUCUUACUUUCAAUCUCAUCCGUGAGCUGAGACGGCAUGAUCGGGAUUUUCCCAACCUGACCUCGGGUGUCUAUGUUUAUGAAGUGAUACAAGGAACAGCUGCUGCAAGUGCUGGCCUGAAAGAUGGUGAUGUCAUUAUAGCAAUAAAUGGGAAACAAGUCGCUUCAACCCAUGAUGUAACAGACGCCGUACAGAACAACCAUACCCUGGCCAUGGUGGUGAGACGAGGAAAUGAAGACAUCAUUCUGACAGUAACUCCAGUGGAAAUUGAUUAA
Molecule: messenger RNA, 1155 nt
Organism: Python bivittatus (Burmese python)
Lineage: Eukaryota; Metazoa; Chordata; Lepidosauria; Squamata; Pythonidae
Source: RefSeq, a predicted model, not a curated record